CUGGAGUAUGAUAAAGUGGUAUAGUUGAGUAUUUGACAUUUGUCUGAAGGAUGGAUCCUUAACUACCCAGACAAAAAUUUUUUAUGUGUUUCCUAUGGGUUCUCUGGGACUGGAAAACAUAUAUUUAGUCCGUUAAUUUUUGGCUGUAAGAUAUGAAAUAGUAAUUAUGGUCAUGUACUUUAUAUGUGAUUUUCCGUUUUCUAAUGGGAUGAUAGUUGAGCGAUCUGGAGUAUGAUAAAGUGGUAUAGUUGAUUAUUUGACAUUUGUCUGAAGGAUGGAUCCUUAACUACCCAGACAAAAAAAAAGGUUGAAAUUAGCUUUAUUCAGUGUGCAUGCAUGAUUAUCAAUUUAUAAUUGCUACUGCAGUUGGAAGGUUGAUUUAAAAUGACUCCGUUGUUUAUCCCUAUCUUUGUUCAUGUUACCCCUGAUGCUUUUUGAAUCUUAGUGGCCUUUCAUUGCAUGUUAAGUCAAGAUUUCAUUGAAGUUUCUCAAGAAAGGGCCACCGACCCACAUACUGAAACUGUAAACAUACACCUUUUCUAUUCCCAGUUUUUUGAUAAAUAACUCUUAAGAACAUAUAAUCGAAAUAAUCCAACUUCUGAGUUGCAAAGUUGUCACUUCUCAAUCAAAAAACGUUUUUGUUUAUGCCAUCAAUUAACUAUGUUUCAUUUUCCUUCUUUUCUAACUAAGCUGUAUCUUCAUAACUAACUUCAAAAUGACAUUGGAAUGGAAUUAAGGCAUGGUUUUAGACAAUUGCAAUAUUUUUUUUGAUAAGUCACAUGUAUCCUUUGGAUUUUCAACGUACAUUCUACAUUUGUUUGGAAGAGUUAUAAUUAGUAGUUGUGGUUUUACGAAAUGUCUAGUUAAAAAUUAUGUUUGACCAAAAGUGAUUAUAACUUUAACUCUCCCAAACAAGCACAAUAUAAGUCACAGUAAAAGAAAACUUGAUUACCAUGGUUUCUUUCUUGUGCUACAAUAAUGCAUCAAUAAACACCAAAUUGAGGUCUGUAAGUGAAAACAUGUAAUUGAAUGACCAAAAUCUGUGUUCACGUUUAAUCCUGGGUUGAACUCUAUGUACGAGUUGUUUUCACCUGGUACCAUUGAAUUCUAUGUCUUUUCCUUGUGCUAAAUAUGCUCUAAAAGGGAUUUGAUUUGCCUUAUACCAACUGAUUUAAGUUCACUUUUGUUCCAUAAUCACCUAAGACCGCUACGAUUGCUUUAGGUACCCAUGUCGCACAUAUGACAGUUGAACAAGGCAAUGUUAGAGUUCAGGGAUGUCAUUGCCUAAACAAACAGAGAAAUUUUCUAAUCAGCCAGAGUCUUCUGGGCUGAAACUCCCCGACGCCUCACUCCUCUUGGAUUCACCUGCUUUGCCAUCUCAUCUUAUGACUGCCUCAGACCACUCGUCUAGAGUUGCAGCUGCAAUGGCUGAAGGCGCAUCUCGGAAGAGAGACUUAAAUGGUUCUCCUGCCAGUCAUCUUCGUGGUAAAGUUCCAAAGGGGACCUUGCCUUAUUCCAAGAAUGUUCCAGAUACAGUAGGUGGCAAUUUACUCCCACCUCAGCUUACUGGAAGGAGCAAUGUUGUUACGGAGGACAUAAGCAAGCUCUUUGUAAGAAGGCAUGCUGACACUUCAUCACACUAGUACAAGUUGAUCGUAUAUUGUAAUGUUACUAUCGUCUUCAUGUUAUGACAGUUUAGAAAUUCUUAGAACGUUAAAGGUUGCUUCUGUAAGACAUUACGAGUAUUGUCCCAAAAUGUAACCAAUUUGUUGCAAACUCAGUGUAUUAAAUAGAAUGCACAAAUUCGUGGUCUUUGAUUGAUAGUUGAUACAUUUACACUUGCUGAUCGAAAUUUAGUGUACUUUUUAAUUCA
Olea europaea var. sylvestris is the source of this 1873-nucleotide messenger RNA. RefSeq lists its product as uncharacterized. The record is from RefSeq and is a predicted model, not a curated record. The transcript has 3 exons. Bases 1275 to 1643 code for a protein of 122 amino acids. Lineage: Eukaryota; Viridiplantae; Streptophyta; Magnoliopsida; Lamiales; Oleaceae.